Messenger RNA from Morone saxatilis (striped sea-bass), 2637 nucleotides. RefSeq names its product BRCA1 associated RING domain 1 (gene bard1). The transcript is spliced from 11 exons. Lineage: Eukaryota; Metazoa; Chordata; Actinopteri; Moronidae. The record is from RefSeq and is a predicted model, not a curated record. Gene Ontology annotation, molecular function: protein binding. The coding region runs from base 63 to 2480 and encodes 805 amino acids.
UCGGCUUGUUUUGCAGUCUUCAUUCAUAAGCGAGAAGGAAACAAAUAACACUUCUUCUAAGAAUGGACGACAAUGUCCUCGCAGGGACAAAGGACUGGAGGAAGACGAAGGAGGCGGUUGCGAACUUUCGACGACUGCUACUUUGCUCGAAAUGCUCAAAUUUAAUGAAGGAACCCGUGUGUCUAGGAAUGUGCGAGCAUAUGCUGUGCAGGUCCUGUGCUGGCCACCGAGCAGGAGAUGGCUGUGUGGUGUGUCACAGUCCUGCAUGGGUGAAGGACAUCCAAAUCAACAGGCAGCUCAGCAGCAUCAUACAGCUCUUCUCCGGUUUGGAGUCCCUGCUCAGUCCCACAGAACAGCCAGACUCGUCUCUAGCCAGCAUUCAAACGCAGCCUGAGAGCCCUGUCUUAAAACACAAGAAAAACUUCAAGAUCUGGUUCAGCCCCCGCAGCCGCAAGGUACGCUGCACGGUGGAGAAGCCUUCAGAGGUCACCGUGCCGGAGAACAGGUCUUCUGGAGAAACAGCUGCAGCACAGCUGGACACCAUCCCUGCUCAACGUCAGGACCUGUCAGUUUUCAAUUUCACCUCCUCCUCCCAAGACUCUGGCUCCUCUUCCUCUCAGAAAUGCAAAAAUGAAAACAGAAACUGUAAGAAAAGGUCAACGAAGAAAAAUGCUCCCAGCAAGAAGGUGCAAGGGGCCAUUAGGAAAACACAGAAACAGACCAAGCAGAAGGUAAAGAAAAACAGGCUGGAGGCCAUAAACCAGCAAUGGAGGAUCACGGAGGAGGUAGAUGACUUGAAGGAAAAGGAGCAGCCCUGUGCCGAAUUGGCAAGGAGGUCCAGUAAGAGGGUUUCCUUCUUAAGUCCUGUUGUCAUGGCUGACGAGGUGCAGCCUGAAGUUACACAAGGGAGUGGUAAUGAACUCAGCCCUGGCAUGAACACCAUGAGGGAGAGUCUCUCAGGAGGCACUGUACUGAAUGACCCAACCCAGCCUGUUCACAGCACGUCAGACAGUGUCGUGCGGCAUGACAAACUGUUCGCAAAUGACCCCACCACAGCUGACAAUCUGGAAAAACAGGACAAAGCUUCCCCUUCCCCAAAGCAUUCCUCAAAAAGAUCCAGAGCGGAGGAGAAAGUCGCCACAUUGGAGAGCACCCCAAAAAGGCCCAGGACUUCCCCAGGCAGGAGGAGAAAAUCACAGAUGUCCCCAGCUGUCCUUAACCCUCCAUCAUCAGCUAGCCCCAGGUGUGACAAGAGCAUCAAAAAGUCAAGAGAGGAGAAAGGAGACAGCCCCUCUGUCCUAGCCACUGUUGGUAGAAAAUCUCCCUGUACUCGCGGUGCAUCUGUUGGACGGCCCACCUCAGGGAGCCCUGCAGUUAUGAAGAGAAACCACAAGGGAGAGACCCUGCUGCAUCUAGCUGCUAUAAAGGGAGAUGUAGAGGCUGUCAAGGAACUGCUGGACCAGGGGGCUGAUCCUAACCUGAAGGAUAAUGCUGGGUGGACCCCUCUGCAUGAAGCAUGUAACCUGGGUCACCUGGCGGUUGUGGAGGUGUUGGUCUCAAGAGGAGCCCUGUUGAAUACGCCUGGCUAUGAAAAUGACUCUCCACUCCAUGAUGCUGUGAGGAACGGUCACCAAGCCAUUGUCAAACUGCUGCUGCAGCUUGGAGCCUCGCAGAACGUACUUAAUCUGUAUGGAAAGCGGCCGGCAGAUUACGCAGUGAGUCUGAAGAUGCUGGAGAUUUUCCAGGAAGCCUCAGAAGGAACCCAAUAUGCUAAUACAUCUCAUAGCCCCUCAGCGAGCCUCUCUGUGGUGAGCGACUGUGUGAGGAGAGAUGAAAUGGUUGUGUUUCUGGCCAGCAAGCUGUCACAGCCAGAACGGCAUCAGCUGGCCAAACUGGGAGAGCUAUUGGGAGGGAAGAUGGCUGACACCUUUUCUGGUUCAGUGAGCCAUGUCAUACUGCCAGAAGGACACAUGCCCACCACCUACUCCACCCUCCUGGGUCUUCUUGCUGGUUGCUGGGUUGUCAAAUUCAGCUGGGUGGAGGCAUGUCUGCAGGCAGGCAAGUGGAUGCCCGAAACGGAGCACGAAGUGGGAGAAGGCCCCCAGCGCAGUCGCAUCAACAGAUGUAGCUUGCUCCCACCACUCUUCGAUGGCUGUUUCUUCUUCCUCCUCGGCUCUUUUAAGGCGCCUUCCAAAGACGAGCUCACCAAGCUGCUCCGAGAGGGAGGAGGUCAACUCCUGAGCCGGCAGCCAAAGCCCGACAGCGAUGUGACACAGACCCUGAGUGCUGCUGCCUACCACGCACUGCCAGGCUCAGACCAGGCCCUCUGCACCCAGUACAUUAUUUUUGACCCCCAGGGCCCUCACAAGCCGGCAGUAGUAAGGCGAGGUAAGGUGUGGUCAGCUCCCUCCACCUGGCUCAUCAACUGCAUAACAGCCUUCCGCCUCCUCCCCGUGCCAGACCCACAGACCUUGGUCUAAACAAUUUUUCAUAAGUUCUAUAAUCAUUUUGCAUUGAGAUAUCACUUGUCAUUAUGUCUUUUUUUUUUAUAUGUGGUGAUAAAGUAAAUCACGUAAACAAUAAUAGAACAAUAAUGUGGCUCUCAAAAUCUAAAAUUAAAGUAGUUAUCUGAACAAU